AUGGCGGCUCUCGACUACCUCGCCUUCCCGCACAUCUUUGACGCCGUGCUUGACCACCUCGUUGCCGCGAAGAAUGUGGACACUCUGCGCACCGUUUACCGUCUUUCACGGGCCGCUCGGGACCGCGUCUUCCGCAAGUGUUGCCACCACUUGAGUAUCGACUACCGAGCCUAUCCCGUCACGGUCGGCACAGCGCUGGGGGGUUUCUGGAUCCCCGACCAUCAGUUCUCGCCAGGAAGCACUGUCGUCGACAUCUACGCUGGCGAAGACUACUCGAUGUAUCCACUCGCUCCCGACAUCCUUCGAAUCAUUACUCAAACUGCCCCGCAGACUAUUCGCCUCCUCGAUCACUACGGCAUGGAUGACGUUUUAUCCUACUCUGAGCCCAUCAACACGCUCGUCUUCCACACCAAGAACUGGUGCCUGAACCGCGAGCCAGAUCCUUGGUUCCUCAUGCUGCCGGCCAACGCGGAGCGAAUCAUCAUCAACCUCAUCGGGUGUGACGAGUUUGGAUACCCAGACGUCUCAUUCGCGCCCGCUCACAAUCACGACGACGUCCAACAAGAGCUGGUUCUUAUUGCGACAGCAGGUCCCAGCCCUCCACCAGACGCGGAAGGAGUCGUCAAUCGCCAGCACCACCUCAUAGACAACAUUACCUAUUCCAUUUUGGGGUACCUGGAGGAACUACAGCAAGCUACCAUCACGGUCGUCGGGGCAGAGCACUGGAAGCACGACUGGAGUUGCGGCCUUCCGCCCCCAGACAUGCAGCCAUCAAACGUUGGCCAGCAUCUCAUUACAUGCGCCCUCACUGAGACAUGUAGAGAGUCGACAUAUGAUGCUGCGACCGGCAGCUAUGUCCAACACUCUGAUGAAGUGGUGGAGGCUUUCUUGCAGCGGAUCAAGUUCAUCGCCCUCGACGAGUUCAAGGAGAGCGUCGGGGACACGCUGUUUGAGCUCAUGACCGUAGAAGCGGUGUGA
Molecule: messenger RNA, 978 nt
Organism: Trichosporon asahii var. asahii CBS 2479
Lineage: Eukaryota; Fungi; Basidiomycota; Tremellomycetes; Trichosporonales; Trichosporonaceae
Exons: 1
Coding region: 1-978 (325 amino acids)
Source: RefSeq, a predicted model, not a curated record